AUGUCGACGACACAAAGCGUUCAAUGCUUCGGCAAGAAGAAGACAGCCACCGCUGUUGCCCACUGCAAGGCUGGUAAAGGACUAGUAAAGGUCAACGGCUCGCCGCUGUCCCUUGUUCAACCAGAGAUCCUCAGAUUCAAGGUCUAUGAACCUCUCCUCAUCCUCGGCCUCGACAAGUUCCAGAACGUCGACAUCCGUGUCCGCGUCACCGGUGGUGGUCACACUUCCCAGAUCUAUGCCAUCCGUCAGGCUAUCGCCAAAGCUAUUGUCGCCUACUACCAGAAGUAUGUCGAUGAGCACUCCAAGAACCAGUUGAAGGCUGCUCUGCUGCAGUUCGACCGAUCCCUGUUGGUUGCCGACAACAGACGGUGCGAGCCCAAGAAGUUCGGUGGUCCGGGUGCCAGAGCCAGAUUCCAGAAAUCUUACCGUUAA
This is a messenger RNA of Orbilia oligospora ATCC 24927, 432 nucleotides long. RefSeq lists its product as uncharacterized. Lineage: Eukaryota; Fungi; Ascomycota; Orbiliomycetes; Orbiliales; Orbiliaceae. The coding region runs from base 1 to 432 and encodes 143 amino acids. The record is from RefSeq and is a predicted model, not a curated record. Gene Ontology annotation, cellular component: cytosolic small ribosomal subunit; ribosome. Gene Ontology annotation, biological process: translation; maturation of SSU-rRNA from tricistronic rRNA transcript (SSU-rRNA, 5.8S rRNA, LSU-rRNA). The transcript has 4 exons. Gene Ontology annotation, molecular function: RNA binding; structural constituent of ribosome.